Messenger RNA from Etheostoma cragini (Arkansas darter), 2535 nucleotides. RefSeq names its product interleukin-1 receptor-associated kinase 3 (gene irak3). The record is from RefSeq and is a predicted model, not a curated record. The coding region runs from base 116 to 1888 and encodes 590 amino acids. The transcript is spliced from 13 exons. NCBI's taxonomy places the organism in Eukaryota, Metazoa, Chordata, Actinopteri, Perciformes, Percidae. Gene Ontology annotation, molecular function: ATP binding; protein binding; protein kinase activity. Gene Ontology annotation, biological process: protein phosphorylation; signal transduction.
UCCUCAGUCAGCUAUCUAGCGGGCGGAUAGUUAAAUUUCCGCAUUUGAGCAACACUGAAGCACAACAACACUAUAGUAAGUGGACCAGUGUCCUCCUCUCGGAGCGCCUGCUCAGAUGGACUCGUCAACUUUCCUCUACGAUGUCCCUCCGGUUGUCGUCGAAAGAUUCUGUCAAAUAAUGGACAGUGGAGAUGACAGGUUCGGAUGGCGUGGACUAGCUAUCCGAGUUUUCCCCAGCUUGUUAGAAGUUCGCAUGUUGGAGCGUGUGGAGGCAGCAGGUCGGAGUCCCACGAGAGAGCUGCUGUGGUCCUGGGCUCAGGAGAACUCAAGAGUCCAGGACCUACUUAAGGUGCUGCAAGACAUGGGCCACCUUAGGGCCCUGCAACUCUUCCAGGUUAAAGCUGGAGAGUUGCCUGUGCCCCCAAGCAAUCAACAUGUAGAGUCCAAAGGGCAGAUGUCAACAACUGAAAUGAAGGGAUCCUUCCAACUAGGGGCGAGUUCUGAAAGUCAAGCAUUAUGUGCCAUGAACUCCGCUGGAGAAAAUCAGCCACCCGCAAUCACUUUCCAAGACAUCAUAGAAGGAACCAGAGAUUUUCAUCAUCACAUGAGAAUUGCAGAGGGGCACUUUUCUGAUGUCUACAGUGCACAGAUAGGAAAUAGAAAGAUUGCAGUAAAGCUUUUUAAACAGAUAAAUAAGGAGCCAUGGAAGAAGCUGUGGGGUAUCUUUAGAAAAGAAAUGGAAAUCCAUCAUUUGUACCAACAUCCAAACAUCUUAGACUUGUUGUGUUGUUUUUCUGAUGAAGACCGCUACUGUCUGGUGUAUCCUUACCUCCCCAAUGGAUCGCUCUUUCACAGACUACAUGAGGAUGGAGAGCCCCGUCUGUCCUGGCAAGAGCGUCUUGCCAUCAUUAAAGGAACUGCAAAGGCCUUGCAUCACCUCCAUACAGCCCAGCCUUGCCCAGUGAUCUGUGGCAACAUCUCCAGUGCUAACAUACUCUUGGAUGAUGCCCUGCAGCCCAAGCUUUCUGAUUUUGGGUUGGCUCGUCUCCGUCCUCAUGCAGCCAAUCAGCACUGUACUAUCACUCUGGAUACAAGGUUCCAUAGCAACCUGGGAUACCUCCCUGAGGAAUAUAUUAGAGAUGGCAAGCUGUCCUUCAGCCUGGAUGUUUACAGCUUUGGAAUGGUUAUCAUGGAAACAGUAACAGGACGGAAGGUCAUAGAGGACGUGCCUAAACAUACACCACUGAGAGAUCUGCUUGUAUCUGAGGUGGAGGACAGCGGUGGUGUGGACUCUUGUCUGCAUUUUUCGGAUGUUGCGGCAGGUCAGUGGCCAGUUGCUGUGGCCCUCGGCCUUCUACGUCUGGCCUUGGACUGCACUGCUAGCCGCCAUCGCAGCAGACCAAAAAUGGAGAAUGUACUUUUGGCAUUAAGCAAGCUGCUUCCUUCACCUAGCUACCCCCCUGCCAAUCAACCCCACAGCUUGGAUGAUGGAGAACCUAUUAAUGCACAGUUAAGCCCCUCAUCCUCCAUACCUGUAGAGCACGAUGAGCAGCACAGCCUUCCUGGUUCUUCAACACAGACAGGACCCCGUGAAUGCAGCCAGUCGGAGGUGACAUAUCUGAGUGACGUCAUGGGUGCUAGUGGUGAGGCAGCAGCAAACUUGUACAACAGCUGGCCUGUACAGUGCAGCUGCCCUGCUGAGACAGGGGAUCUUGCCUGUGAGGACUGCCGAGCCAACGGCUACACACUCAAUCACACUGACAGUUCCCAGACUGACUCCAUUGUAGUGGAAAACCCAGCCAAGGAGAGAUUGAGGAACAAACUGAGUCUUUAUGACAGAGGGGUGAUUAACACACAGGAACUGUUUUCUGAGACAGGACUGCAGUAGAGAGCUCACUUCCUGUUACAGUCUUGACAGCUGCCCUUUGUGUGGGCUGUCAUGUGUGUCCAGUAUUAAACUGUUUCAUAAAGCCAACUUAGAGCUGGUGAAGUGUAAAAAAGUCACCACAUCAUAUUAGUUCAUAUUAAAGAGGACUAGAAAAACAAAGGUUCUCUGCCUGCAACCACAAAGCAGAACAUAGUAAACAUAAUAUAUGUAAUAAUAGAGUAUUUUAAAGGUAAACAGAGCAGUCUUUUUUUUGGAUGAAUGUAAAGCUCACAAACUCUCCUGUUAGCUUGAAAAUGAACAUGUGGCGGACACAAUAGGGCAUUAAACAGUGUGUGAUACAGCCAAGUUCAGAAUAAUAAGCAUUGUCUUUAAAAACAAUGUCUAAUGCAAUGAUUUAUUAAAAUAACAGCAUUCUUAUUUAAAUACCUUCACAUUGGUUGUCUGUUGUACUUACAGGAAGAGCCUUUGGUUUCAGUUUAAUUCCUUUAAUUUAUUUUAUGAAAUGAAAAUAAAAAGGUGGAACUGCUACUCUCACUGUGAGGUUACAGGUUAGUUUGUCAGUAGUCUAUAUCCUUCUCAUUCCCCUUAUGGGAUUGCUCCGCUGCUGAGGAAAUUCCACUGGACGGAUGUUUUUUCCAUUACAUUCC